Molecule: messenger RNA, 656 nt
Organism: Diospyros lotus (date-plum)
Lineage: Eukaryota; Viridiplantae; Streptophyta; Magnoliopsida; Ericales; Ebenaceae
Product: non-specific lipid transfer protein GPI-anchored 11-like
Exons: 2
Coding region: 40-573 (177 amino acids)
Biological process (GO): lipid transport
Molecular function (GO): lipid binding
Source: RefSeq, a predicted model, not a curated record
UUCUGGUUCGUGACGUUCGUGUUGGCUGCAUGGCUCGCCAUGGCUGCGGGCAAGGAUCUGAGCAACUCACCUACGCCUUCCCCUUUUCCGUCUCCAUCAAUGUCGCCGGCGCCCAGCGAGUACUGCUCGACUCUGAUAUACAACAUGGUGGACUGCGUCACGUAUCUGGCCGUCGGAAGCAAAGAUACGGAGCCGGAACCGUCGUGUUGCGCCGGCCUGAAAGAGGUCGUCUCCGUCGACGCCGAAUGCAUAUGCGAGGCCUUGCAAAGCAGCAUCGAUCUGGGCUUCGCCAUUGACAUGAACAAGGCCUUGUCGCUGCCUUCUGCUUGCUCCCUCUCCGUUCCCAAUCUCAGUACCUGCAACCCUAAUCCUUCACCCCUGGUACCCGAACCCGCCUCAGCCCCAGAAUCUCCGAUUGCCCCGGCCCCGGGAAGCGGCGGCGGAGGAGGAGGAGCCGGUGAAUCUCCGGCGUCAUCUCCCGUGAAUUCCGGCGUAGAUGAUCACUCCUCGGCUGUUCAUUACAGUUUUCUGGUUCUUAUGUUGUUUCUUUAUUUUUGUUCAUAUUAUAACUAGGUUUUAGCACAUGAUUAUGGUUUCUUCAUUGAUCUUCAAUUCUCGUGGGACAUAAUGUUCGUUAUGUGCAUGGUUUUAGUAUU